GUGAGUUCCAGAUUCGCGGAGUCUGUUAGCGGAGUCCACGUGAGCUCAGUUAUCGCAGUGAGUGAUGGAGGACAAAUGGUGUGUCUCGUAGAUACAGCGUAAAUGUUGGCCUGGUGAAGUGGAGAAUGAGCUGCAGUUGAGAUCCAGAGGGGUUAUGGCAUUAUGAUGACCGAGGACCUGUUUAGAAACACACAGGUGUCCAUGAAGCUGGCCGCUCUGCGCUUUAUGGACUUGCCACUGUCAGUCUAUUCCUCCCUUCCACAGGUGAGUCUGAGCACCAGCACCAAGAAGCUCUUUGCCGCCACUGCCUUCGGCGCGAUCUCCCUUAUCUACCUCGCCCGGCGCUUCAGGAGGAGGAAGGGCAAGAAAAAAGCCGGUUCGCCUGUAGAACAGGAAACGUUCGAGUUCCUCAACACUGUCCCACUGAAAAAAGGUUUUGAGUGUCAAAAUCUCCCUCUGCGCUCAAAGAACGGCUACGCGUGUAAUGUGGUGUCCAGUGGUAGCCUGUACAGCAAGCUUUCGGGCUCCCUGCUGAGCCUGGCCUCCGUAAGCAACUUGUUUUAUUGUCAUCAUCUUUAG
Carassius auratus (goldfish) is the source of this 579-nucleotide messenger RNA. RefSeq names its product mitoguardin 1-like. NCBI's taxonomy places the organism in Eukaryota, Metazoa, Chordata, Actinopteri, Cypriniformes, Cyprinidae. The record is from RefSeq and is a predicted model, not a curated record. The coding region runs from base 163 to 579 and encodes 138 amino acids. Gene Ontology annotation, biological process: mitochondrial fusion. The transcript is spliced from 4 exons.